CCGCGCGAUUGUCAUACAUUAGUGCCAGACAUGGCGGCGGAGCUACAACCCGAGUGGAUUUCUGCUCUCCCGUCUUCCUGGAGUUAUGGGGUUACUCGGGAUGGACGGGUCUUCUUCAUUAACGAAGAAGCCAAGAGUACAACCUGGCUGCAUCCAGUGAGCGGCGAAGCAGUUUUAACUGGACACAGAAAAACUCCAGAUCUACCCACUGGAUGGGAAGAAGGAUUUACCUUUGAGGGAGCACGAUGCUUUAUCAACCACAAUGAGCGGAAGGUGACCUGUAAACAUCCCGUCUCAGGCUUACCCUCACAAGACAACUGCAUCUUUGUGGUCAGCGAACAAUCUGCCUCCAAAGUGUCGGCGAAUGAGAAGAAGGAACGGCCAAUAAGCACCAUGAGCGAGGCCUCAAACUACACAGGCAGCUCAGACUGCCCUGCAAACACCACCAGUCCAGCAGGAAGGCCUUCGAGACCUUCUAAAAAGAUUCAUAACUUUGGUAAGCGAUCCAACUCCAUCAGGAGGAAUCCCACUGCUCCUGUGAUCAAGAGAAACUGGCUUUACAAACAGGACAGCACAGGCAUGAAGCUGUGGAAGAAAAGGUGGUUUGUCCUGUCUGACCUGUGCCUCUUUUACUACAGAGAUGAAAAAGAGGAAGGGAUACUUGGCAGCAUCCUCCUACCAAGUUUUCGUAUAUCAAUGUUGUCUGUUGAUGAUCACAUUAAUAGAAAAUAUGCUUUCAAGGCCACACAUCCCAACAUGCGGACGUACUAUUUUUGCACAGACACAGCCAAAGAGAUGGAAUCUUGGAUGAAAGUCAUGACAGACGCUGCACUCGUGCAUUCAGAGCCAGUCAAAAGGUUGGACAAGCUAAAAGUAGAGGACUGUGGACCACAAGAGACCAACCAUGUUGCCAACCACAAGCUGCCUCUCACACAGCCUGAAAUCCAGAACAACGAACGCAACCGAGAGGCUGACAGUGAACGCAACACAGCAGUCACCUCCACCACAGAAGAAGAGGAAAGGAAGCAGCGCGACGCCGAGCGCUAUGGCUUCCAGAAGGAUGGGGUGGAGCGUGAACGUCCACUCACCAAGAUCAACAGUAUCAAACUGCAGCCAGCACAGGCGGCAACCAUCAAGGCUAACGUUACCUCGCCGCAGCCUCAGACUGAGACAGACAGGUCGAACUAUAGCCCGCAGGUGAACGGUUCAGGAGAGCAGUGUCCAGCUGAUCGGACUGCAGUCCCUGCCCACCAAAGUCCCACCCAGGAGCCAGACCGCACCCUGAGUAGGACCAGCUCUAUGCAGCAGCUGGAGCAGUGGGUUCGUGCACAGAGAGGACGUAACCAGGAUGAUGAUACCAGGAGCAUCACAUCAUACCAGACACUGCCUCGAAAUAUGCCCAGCCAUCGGGCACCUUACAUGUCUCAUUAUGGAGAUGGCUACCGCAGUAUGCCCAGGAAUAGCAUGGCACAGCGGGACAGCAUCUGCAGCAUGUCACCAUCAUUGUACGACCAGGCCCUCGGUCCGUCUGCGGCCGAGAAGCGCCGCUCCAUGCGAGACGACACCAUGUGGCAGUUGUACGAGUGGCAGCAGAGACAGGCCUACACCAGGCAGUCAGGGCUGUACAGCAACAUUCCCAGUCCCAAAACCAUGAUCAACUUGUCAGAGCAUGCUGCCCCGAGCCAUUCCAUCCCCCCGUCACCCUCCCAUGGCUCCUUGUCCAUGUACGGCGGCUACUCUCCGAUGCGAUCUUACAACAUGGCCAGUGCUCGUUCAGAGGUUUCUUCUCCCAUCUACAGACGGGACAUGAGCAUCGACAGACGGAACAGGCCACAAAUCAACAAGUACGCCUACACACCUGAUAGGAGAUCCAUGCCUGCAGGGAUCCCAAUUCAAACUAUCACUGCCCAGUCUCUCCAAGGCAAAACUCCAGAGGAACUGACUUUGCUGCUGAUAAAGCUGCGACGGCAGCAGGCAGAGCUAAACAGUAUCCGGGAGCACACUGUAGCACAGCUUAUGCAACUAAACAUGGAUGGCAACAACCCAAAGAACGACAUUCUCUCCCAUCACCUCCAAAGGAACCUCAUGUAUUUGGACAAUCAGAUGAAGGAAAAUGAGCCUUUAAUCGUCAUGACUCACACUUUGAUUGAGAACUCUGCCCCAAGGCCUCAUCUUUACCAGCAAUUGAGUCCAGAAGACUACAGGGAGCAAGCCUAUACAAGUAUGCCAGAGGAAGUGGAUACUGAUACUAAACUUAGCAGAUUGUGUGAGCAAGAUAAAUUGGUGAGAACUCAGGAGGACAAACUCCAGCAGCUGUACAGAGAGAAGCACACCCUGGAGACAGCACUUCUGUCAGCCAGCCAGGAGAUAGAGCUGGGCUCUGACAACCCAGCAGCCAUGCAGAGUGUCAUCCAGCAGAGAGACUUGCUGCAGAGCGGCCUCCUCAGCACCUGCAGAGAGCUUUCUAGAGUCACAGGUGAGCUGGAGCGGUCGUGGAGGGAGUAUGACAAAUUGGAAGGAGAUGUGACUUUAGCUAAGAGCAACCUGCUGGAGCAGCUAGAAGCACUGGGAAGCCCACAGACGGAGCCUCCAAGUCAGCAGCAUGUCCACAUACAGAAAGAGCUGUGGAGGAUUCAAGAUGUGAUGGAGGCCCUCAAUAAAAACAAAGCUCAGAGAAACGCUGUUGAUGGCAUGGGUUUAUAUGGACCUAAGACAGGCUUCAGUAAGCACAAAAAUGAGGAGGAAGACUCUGUACCCCCAAGGCCACCCCUACCCCAAUCCUACGAGCCUAACCCCCCCAUCGUGCCCCCUCUGCCCCCUCAUGCUGGUGUGCACCACUCGUCACUUCCCAGGCCAGAGGACAGGAAGGCCAAUCACAGGAAUAGCACGCACAGCGCUCCUGACUACAGGCUAUAUAAGAGUGAACCAGAGCUCACCACGGUGACCGAGGUGGAUGAGAGCAACGGAGAGGACAGAUCUGAAAAUCCAUCUGAUCGGGAACACGCUGGAAACAAAGGCAUGUCCUACCCGGUUGGCAUCGUCCCACCCAGAACCAAAUCUCCUGUGCCGGCUUCUUCCUCCAUAGCAUCCUAUGUAACUUUAAGAAAGAGCAAGAAGCCUGACCCCAGGACGGAGCGUCCACACAGCGCAGUGGAGCAGCAGUUGUGUGCUGUGGAGGGCAACCGGCCCAGGAUGAGUGUAGAGGAGCAGCUGGAGAGGAUCCGUCGCCACCAGCAGGGCGCCCUCAGAGGAAAGAAGAAAGGUCUUGGCGGCCGGGGAAGCAGCCAAGAAAACACACCCAUCCGAAGUCACUCAUUUACUAAAGACAAUCAUUUCCGCAGCAUGCAGUCCCAAAUGAGGCGCAGGGAUGAGGUGAUGAGCAGUGACAUUCUGGAGUUGGAGGCUUCUCUCCGGCAGCAGGAGGUGGUGAGGGAGCAGGUGACGCCUGCAGAGGAGAUCGCCCGUCUCAAAGAAUCCUUGCAGGCCGAUCAUUUUAAUGUGGACCGAGAGCUCUCUGUGCCUGACAAAGUGCUGAUUCCUGAGCGUUACAUUGAAUCAGACCCAGAGGAAGCUCUGAGUCCUGAGCAAGAGGCUGAUAAGCAGAAGAAAGUUGAUCGCAUCAAAGCCUUGAUAGCCAAAAACAGCAUGCAGAAUGUGCUACCUAGUUUGGCUCUAAGCCCAGAGGAAGAGAAUGAAGUGGAGGUUACUGUACAGGAGAAAGAGAAGAUGAUUAAUAUCUCCUAUGAGCUGGCAGCAGAAGCUUCCAAACGCAGCAAGCUGGUUGCAGUGAAAAGCCUGUCGUUCUCUUCCUCACCCCUUCCACAGUCUUCCAACACACCCCCUCCGCUCACUGACGGCUCUCACUUCAUGUGUGUGUAGUAGCACCACUCAGGCUCUGGCCUCAGUGAAGACCUAGACAUGAAGGAAAUAGCAGUGGAGGUAUAAAGCAGCUCCUGAGGACGUCCCUACAGGAGACCAGCACAAGGCUCAGGCCUACAGUGUGAAACUGCCUGCUUCAUCCUCACAGGGCCUAACCUCUGACUUCUGUUCGCUCACUGUGACGUCUAAAGCUCGAAUGCCCCUAACAAUUCUUCAUUUUGAGACAUUUCUCCUUUCUUGCCUCACUUUGAGAUGCGACUCUUUCCUCUACCUGUCACGCUUAUACUGGUGCAGAUUCAUUUUCAGUUUUUACAACGUUUUUAGGUUUGUUUUAAAUAUUUACAUGCUUUUAUUGGGUUCUUCUUGGAAUGUGGGCCGAUGUAAAUCUGUAUAUGCAGGAGGCUAACAGACUGAGCUCUGUUGUGAGUCUAAUGGACUGUGACAAUAUUUUAGGCCAAGCCACAUUUUCCACUCAUAAUUCACCACCUGUUCAAAAAAAGUUUCAAGAUUGUUUCUGCAUUCUUUUAGUUCUGUUAAAUCUUCACUAAGCUGCUUUUUCAGAUAUCGCUCAUUAGCUAACAGAUCAUAUUUAUCCAUUUAUUGUAAAGAAAUUAAUAAGAAAUAUAGAUCCCUCCAUUAUAAUACAAGGAGGAGCCACUUUAGUGAUACAGACAAAGAUUAUUUGUAAUUUCCCAAGUUCCUGGGUUUUAAUUAUUUAAAGAUGGGGUUUUCAGUCCUUGGCACAUUGUUGCCAAUGCAUAUGUGAAUGUUCUGACUUAAGUCACUCUUCACUGUCCUUGUUUUUAUGGCUGAGAGAUAUAUUUAAAAUAAGGGAAGGAAGAUAAGUCAGCUCGAUUCUCUUUUAUGACAUGUUGGUUUGAAGCCCUGGAGCUAAAAUAAAUAAAAGGAUUAGCAUGUGUACAAAGCAAUAAAAAUUAAGCCUUUGUGAAUCCAAGAUAUUUUUUUGUGUGCGUGUGUACAAAGUGUAAUUAUCAGAGGUUUACUGUGUAUAUAAUGUACAUGGUACAUCUAGAUGGGAGGAUAUGUCCAGCAUAUGGUUACAUACCAUAUUUGAUUUGCAGAUGUUCACGUCCCAUCUGUUUUAUAACAUGUUAAAUAAAUAUUGCUGUUCUUAA
Messenger RNA from Melanotaenia boesemani (Boeseman's rainbowfish), 5015 nucleotides. RefSeq names its product pleckstrin homology domain-containing family A member 5-like. The transcript has 29 exons. The coding region runs from base 31 to 3879 and encodes 1282 amino acids. Lineage: Eukaryota; Metazoa; Chordata; Actinopteri; Atheriniformes; Melanotaeniidae. Gene Ontology annotation, cellular component: cytosol. Gene Ontology annotation, molecular function: phosphatidylinositol-5-phosphate binding; phosphatidylinositol-3,5-bisphosphate binding; protein binding. The record is from RefSeq and is a predicted model, not a curated record.